UUGCAUGCGAAUUCCUGGAAAAUUGCAAAGCAGCCGCCCCCAGAUCCGCACUGCAGAGCUGAUGAGCAGCCCCCGCAUCAGCCUACGCUUCCCAAUACACAAUUAAAUUCCUGAUUCCUUUACUGGACAUUUGGACUCUCUGUCAAAAUGCGUCACCUCCUUCACGUUUGAGGACCAUAUGCACGAAUUGCUUUCUAAAUCAACUUUAAAAACCCAAUACAUACAGCUUUUUAUACCACCAGCGACCCAAAACGCUUUCUUUUCGUUGUCUGCUGGAAAUUCUCUCUAAGCUUCGCUUCUUAAUCACUCUGUCACCCUCACACAGCUGACAGACUUCAAAACCCUAUCUGGUUCUGCUUUCAAAAUCAGUCUUCGAAGCUGCUCUCACAUCCACAGAUGGCGCUAUCAGAGCGUGGCCGAAGGUUCUUCAAAUUCAGAAUCCAGAUGACCCCACUGCCACUGUCUUCUACUCUUCUGUUGAAUUUGAAUUUCUAGAUUUCUUGAAUCCAAACACAAAUCCCCAUCCACCACAACCGCUAAUUCUCCAGAGAGUCCACUACGCCAAUAAUAACAAAUAUUCUCCUUCUACUGAACAGACACGUCCAACACGUCUUUUCAGGCUUUUCAGUUUCGUGUAGGAGCAGAGAUUUCGUUAUCGUCUUGUAAUAAGUAUCUGAAGAUUAUUUAUAUAAUUGGAGGACAGAUGAUCGUCAAGAACUACGAGUCUUCGCGUGCGAUUGUUGAAAUGGCUUGGAUUAUGCUCACUAUCGAUUACUCCAGGCUUUUUUGGUUACUGUUUGGUGUUUUCUCUUAUGAAAAUCAUGAAGGAAAGCCUCGGAUUGUCUAGCUCUACUUCAAUCGCGCUCCAUAGAUUAUCUGUUUGGUUUCAAUAAUAUAUAUAUAUAUAUAUUACUCUUUAGAAUUAAAGAUCAGCUGAGAAUUUUGGAUUGCGAGUGUUUGCGUGAUCUCUAAGCCAUGUACAAGUCACGAUUAGGAGGAGAUGGAACCAAGUCCCAGCUCGGCUAUGUUGAAACUGAUCCCUCUGGUCGCUAUGGUCGUUUCAGGGGAAUUCUUGGCAAAGGAGCCAUGAAGACAGUCUACAAGGCAUUUGAUGAGAUACUGGGAAUGGAGGUGGCAUGGAACCAAGUGAAGCUUAAGGAUGUCCUUUGCUCAACUGAGGAAUUGCAGAGACUCUACUCUGAGGUUCACCUCCUCAAGACCCUCGAUCACGAGUCAAUCAUUCAAUUCCACAUGUCCUGGAUCGACGUUGAUCGAAGAACUUUCAACUUCAUUACUGAAAUGUUCAUCUCUGGCACACUUAGAGAGUACAGAAAGAAGUACCAGAGAGUAGACAUUCGAGCGGUUAAAAACUGGGCUCGCCAAAUUCUGCGUGGACUUGUGUAUUUGCAUGCUCAUGACCCUCCUGUCGUGCACAGAGAUCUCAAGUGCGAUAACAUCUUUGUUAAUGGCCAUCUGGGGAAGGUCAAGAUAGGUGAUCUGGGCCUAGCAACUAUUCUUCGUGGCUCACGACAAGCCCACAGUGUCAUAGGUACACCUGAAUUCAUGGCUCCAGAAUUAUAUGAAGAAGAUUACAAUGAGCUCGUUGACGUAUACUCUUUUGGCAUGUGUUUGUUGGAGAUGCUCACUUGUGAGUACCCCUACAGUGAGUGCUCCAAUCCUGCUCAGAUAUACAAGAAAGUUACUUCAGGAAAGUUACCUUUGGCAUUCUACCAAAUUCAAGAUUCUGAAGCCCAGCGAUUUGUGGCAAAGUGUUUAGCCACUGUUUCAAAAAGGUUGCCAGCCCACGAACUGUUGUUGGAUCCAUUUCUAUCAUCGGAAGAAGGGGAGCUGCUGUGCAUCCCCAUAGUCCUUUCUCAACAGACUAAUUCAUCUAAUGGAACAGUUAUGACCAUCACAGGAACCAUGAGCCCUGAAUAUGAUACCAUCUAUCUCAGGGUGCAAAUAUCUGCCAAAGAUGGUCAGAAUAGAAACAUAUACUUUCCCUUUGACAUCAUGAAUGACACAGCAAUUGAUGUUGCAAUGGAGAUGGUAAAGGAAUUGGAAAUCAGUGACUUGGAGCCCUCAGAAAUUGCGGAGAUGAUAGAGCUGGAAAUAUCAUUUUUAAUCCCCACUUGGAAGGAACCAGGCUCCUGCGACAUUCAUCAUCAGUACAGCUUUGACCAUGAAGAAGAAGACGAUGAUGAUGGAACCCACCAUCCUUUCUACUGUAACUCCUCGCAUUCUUCAUCCCAUGCUUAUCUCAUGGCUUUCACCGUGAACCAGCAUAGUCAUGGAAGCAACACCAUUUGCAGCCAAGACCGGGUUGAAGAAGAGCGGUCUGUCAACAAUGACGCAAGUUCCGAUAGCUCUCUGAACUCCUUCAAGUUCUCCCGUUACAAUUACCAUUCAGUCAACAAUGAUGAUUAUGAUAAUUCUAGUCUCAGAGGAGAAGAGUUUGUUGGUGUUGCUAAGACGCACAAUUCUACAAGAUUCUGUCCUGGAGAUACUUUGAUUGCAAAGCACUAUAAGCAUAAGUGCAAUUCAAAAUUGGAUUUCCAGAGAGCUUGUAGCUCAAAUCAAGAGCACAAGAUAAAAAGGAUUCGGUCCUUAGUGGAUCUACGCAGUCAAUUGUUGCACCGGUCACUAGUGGAGAUGAUAAACAAGAAGCGCCUGUUCAAGACCGUCGGAGCUGUGGAGAAUAUUGGAUUCCAUGAGCCAAGUUAGAUUCCUUCGAGCAAAGUGUCGCUUGCUGGUGAUCUUUUUGGGUGGUCUCCCUGAUAAACGAUGAAAAUGCUAGGUAUUUGGAAUGGUAAAGUACCCUUGCGAGCCAUUAGUGUCUAUAAAUAAAGUUUGUAAUGUAGGGGUUUGAGCUAUGCAACUUCAACCUAAAUAAAAGUCUCACACCUUUGGUGGAAGACUGAAGAGAACUGAACAAUAUUCACUCUUUUCACCAUGUGAUUCGAUGAAAUUCAUUGAAAA
This is a messenger RNA of Tripterygium wilfordii, 2979 nucleotides long. RefSeq names its product probable serine/threonine-protein kinase WNK5. Gene Ontology annotation, cellular component: cytoplasm. Gene Ontology annotation, molecular function: protein serine/threonine kinase activity; ATP binding. The record is from RefSeq and is a predicted model, not a curated record. The coding region runs from base 976 to 2724 and encodes 582 amino acids. NCBI's taxonomy places the organism in Eukaryota, Viridiplantae, Streptophyta, Magnoliopsida, Celastrales, Celastraceae. Gene Ontology annotation, biological process: intracellular signal transduction; protein phosphorylation. The transcript has 7 exons.